Molecule: messenger RNA, 1032 nt
Organism: Coprinopsis cinerea okayama7#130
Lineage: Eukaryota; Fungi; Basidiomycota; Agaricomycetes; Agaricales; Psathyrellaceae
Product: methionyl aminopeptidase
Exons: 8
Coding region: 1-1032 (343 amino acids)
Biological process (GO): proteolysis
Molecular function (GO): metalloaminopeptidase activity
Source: RefSeq, a predicted model, not a curated record
AUGCACCGAAUUGCUCGUAUAACUCUUCCUCUAACGCGACACAAUGUCUGGUCAAGGAAUCUAAAGGCCCAAAGCCUACGUCACGUCUCAUUCACUCGCGCAAACCGCAAUAGCGACACUGGUUUCGUGGACAACAUCGACUACGAGGACUUUGGCAGCUACCGCAUCAUCUUACCAGAGGAACCGUUCGUCUUUGGUACUGCGCAUAUUAAACCGCGCAGUGUACCGCCGCAUAUCAAGAGGCCUUACUAUGCUUCAACGCCUACCGGCAACAAACCAGAGUUUCGAGGCAAGAUUCAGUUGGGAGGGGAGGAAGAGCAUAGGUUACGCGAGUCUGCAAAGUUGGCGAGGAAAGUGCGGGAGUAUGCGGGGAGUUUGGUUAAAGUAGGAAGGACUACGAACGAGAUAGAUGAAGCUGUUCAUGAGUUUAUUUUGGAGCAUGGGGCGUAUCCUUCGCCGUUGCUGUAUCAGGAUUUUCCGAGGUCGUGUUGCACUAGUAUCAAUAAUGUCCUUGUGCAUGGGAUACCAGACGAUCACCCAUUAGAGGACGGAGAUAUCAUCAACAUUGACGUGACUAUCUUCAAGGACGGAUAUCACGGUGACACCUCUCAAACCUUCCUCGUCGGGAACGUGGAUGAACAAGGGAAAAAACUGGUAUCAAUUACAAACCAAGCACUCAAUGCUGGCAUCGCAGCUUGCGGCCCUGGAAAGCAUUUCCGAGAUAUUGGCAAGGCUAUUCACGAUUUGGUCAAGGAUACGAAUUAUUGUGUGUCUUCCCAGUUUACGGGCCAUGGAAUUGGACCUGUGUUUCAUAGCCAGCCUUGGAUUUUGCAUCAUAAGAACGACGAACCGGAAAUUAUGGAACCUGGGCAUUGCUUUACCAUCGAGCCAUGCAUUAUACAAGGAACGAACCCGAGAGGAUGGAUUUUCCCUGAUGGCUGGACAGCAUCUACAGAGAACUGUGCGCGGGGUGCCCAAGCUGAACAUAUGGUACUAAUAACACCAACUGGAGCUGAAGUACUCACAUUAUGA